Messenger RNA from Hordeum vulgare subsp. vulgare (domesticated barley), 993 nucleotides. RefSeq names its product senescence-specific cysteine protease SAG12-like. The transcript is spliced from 3 exons. Gene Ontology annotation, cellular component: lysosome. NCBI's taxonomy places the organism in Eukaryota, Viridiplantae, Streptophyta, Magnoliopsida, Poales, Poaceae. Gene Ontology annotation, molecular function: cysteine-type endopeptidase activity. The coding region runs from base 1 to 993 and encodes 330 amino acids. The record is from RefSeq and is a predicted model, not a curated record.
AUGACUGCCAUCGCCAGCCUCGCGUCCCCGCCGGUGAAGUGCGGCCAGUUCAGGACGACCUCCAUGGUGCCCCAGUUCGCUAAGUGGGCGCAGAUGCCCGCCGGCACUGCACAACUGCGGCGGUUCUGCAGUCACGCCGCGGCGUCUGGGUCGCCGUCGAGGCCGGACGGAGCUAGCAAUAAUAAGCGGCAACACCUACACUCUCAGCCGGGAAGUGCUGGCUUUUUCCAUAGCUGCCUCAACCCGCAGGCCAUGGCCAUGGCAUUAGCUGGAUUGUCGUCUAUUCUUAGCGUUGGACUUUGGUAUAUGGGCAAUAACCUACGCCCGUCCGAGGUUUACUGGGUCAAAACCGGUGUUGUUUCUCCACUUGUGAGGAGACAAAACAACUGUCAAUGUUGUUGGGCCAUGGCUAUUGUAGCCUCAGUCGAAGCCGCGCACUAUCAAAACACCUCGCAGUUGAUCUCAUUGUCGGUUCAAGAACUCAUCGACUGUGACACGGAGAGCGGUGGUUGCGAACGCGGCUUCAAAGAGAACGCCUUCGGGCAUAUACAAGACAAUGGGCUCUUGAGCGAAUCCUCCUACCCAUACAUGGCUCGCAGGAGUAAAUCGGGUUGCAAGCGGUACGAAACGGAAGAAGCGGCAGCAAGGAUAUCAGGGUUUCGAUUUGUCGACCCAACGGAGGACGCCCUAGAGAAGGCUGUGGCAAAGCAGCCCGUAGUUGUGUCUUUGCAAGGCUCGGAUGAACUUGAAAACUAUACAGGAGGCAUAAUGGAUUACAAAGCUGUCGAAGGCGGGACCGGGUGGAGGCAUGCCGUCCUGAUUGUUGGUUACGGCACUGAUUCAGCCGGCCUCAAGUAUUGGCGCUUCAAGAACUCGUGGGGACCAGGCUGGGGCGAGGGAGGUUUUGGGAGGAUCCGAAGGCACGUCGACGAUGAGCGUGGUGCGUUGGGUAUUUUCAUGAAACCAGGAGUUCAUCCGGUGCUCGAGGACUGA